CAAUUUCUUCUACCGGCGAUGCCAACGGAUCCCUUGGAGUAUAUCGCUCCCUUGUCGGGUAUGGCGGCCGCUACUUCAGCAUCAUCAGAGAAGAAACCUAUUCGGCUAAAGCUGUCUGGGAGAAAACCUGCAGCAACCACUGUCAGCGUGCCCGUGAUGGAAGAGACGCCCAACGCGAGUCGUGAAGUUUCCUUAGCUUCCGACCUGACCAGUCCUGGCCGUGCUUCGAAAAAGAGGAAAAUCUUUGUGGCACCUACGCUGAGCGCGUUUCAGGCGGUGCAAGCCGCAUGUGCAAUUUCACCAGGUACCUUUGCGGGAAUAUCAUCCGGGGGUGUGCCAUCCACUGUUGUUUCGACUAUGGCGGCGUCUUGUACUGGUAGUACCAGCAUGCCUACGAGUCCACAAGUUUCAGCGUCAUUCGCUCCCGCUGUGAGCUGCAUCAUGCCCAUUCCUAGUUCUACGGUAUCCAUAGCCGUAACUUCCGAGCCGCUGCCCUCGCUUCGAUCAGGUGGUUUUGACACAACCCUUCCUGAAUCGCCCAAGGACAUGUUUGCUGGUUUUGACACCAAUGCUGCUGCCGCGUCGACCGCGCAUGAGGCAACUAGCGUGGGUGGAGGCGAUAAUCGUGCGUCGAGCAGCGGCAUUGCUGACGAUGGUGCCCGCUUGAUUGAUGAUUUGUUUAUACCUACCGUUUGUUGGGAUCCUCAUGCCCAGGAUAAACGUUACCAGCCUCAAUGGAAGAUUGCUGAAUCUUCCCGACUUAUCUUUCCUCCAGUUGUCCAACAUUGGGUUGAGAGGGCGUACCCCCCCGCUGAAGCGGCGUAUGUUGAGGGGUUAAACAAUGAGGAUUUGAUGAAUUCGUCUAUAUCAGAUUCUGUGACCCUACCUCGCCGGUUGGUAGAGAUACGGCGCCGGUGGGUGCGUGAUAACACCCAACUUCAUGAGGCCCGGGUCAUUAUCCAAGAACUGAGGGAUGACAAGCAUCGCCUCGAAAGUCAACUGCAGACCGCUGGGUUGAAAGAGGCCCGAUUUCUGUCAGAGAAGAAUAAGGCCGAGGAGGAUUUGCGGAGGGUAACUGAACAUCUCGCUGAGGAAAGGAUCUUAUGGGCCCGCGAUAUGGCGGAAAAAGAUAGGGUUUUGGCUCAAGCGAAAAAUGUACAAGAGGAGUUGGAACGCAAGGCUGUGGCAGAGGCUCAGAAGGUGAGACACGAGUUAUCGGCCCAAUUGGAAAAAUUUCGUGUUGACACUGAUUUUGUGUCCCAGGUUCAGGAGCGGUACCAGGAUUUGACAACCGAAGUGGAGACCUGUCAUACCAAGAUCCGACUGAUGCAGGGAGAGUUGGAGGAGCGUGAGGCAAAAUUCAAGGAGAUGCAAGAUCAUUGUGAUUCCCUUGUCACCCAAAACAAUAAGCUUGCUGCAUCGUCGUCUUCAAAGUUAAGGGAGGUGGAGGACGCGCUGGCACAAUCCCAUGCAGAGAUCGAUGAUUUGACCAACCAGCUAGCGGCUAUGCGGGGAGACAGGAAUUGGUUGAUAACUAAUGGGCUAGUGGGGGCGUUCGAAUUUCUGCGUGAGUCGUCCCACUUUACUAGCCUGAUUGACCGUCUUUCCGCCGCUGCCUACCAAGCUGGUCAUCAUGAUGGUGUACUUAAGGGCUACAUGGACUGCCAGCAAGCGGAAAGAGUCCCGCCGGACUUCCAAACCCUCAAAAAUAAGUUACAGGCUGAUAUGGCGAAAGCUCUUGAAGCUGCGUACACCGAACCUCUACCUUGCUAUGGCGAUCUGAUGGAUAAAGUUAAUGAAGAUGGAAUAGACUCGCUACGUCUGAUGCUGGACCCUGCGGACGAGUCCGAAGAAGACUGACCAUUCCGUUAUUCAUUUGUUUUGCUCGUUG
This is a messenger RNA of Helianthus annuus (common sunflower), 1891 nucleotides long. RefSeq lists its product as uncharacterized. The transcript is spliced from 2 exons. NCBI's taxonomy places the organism in Eukaryota, Viridiplantae, Streptophyta, Magnoliopsida, Asterales, Asteraceae. Bases 19 to 1860 code for a protein of 613 amino acids. The record is from RefSeq and is a predicted model, not a curated record.